AUGGCUGCUACGGCAAUUCGUGGAUCGCCCGAUAUGGCAAACGGCAGCUCCAACCCCCAAAUUUCGAACGGAGCGCAAAGAGCUCCAGGAAGGCGCAAUCGCAAAAAGGCUCCUUCCACGGAAAGCCAUGAACACGAGGUGGAAUAUGAUGACGCGCAGCCAGCUCAUACUAGCGGAAAAGAUGCCCAUCCGUCAGGGCAGGUAGACAGGUCUUUCUCGGCCAGAGCCCGAAAUCAGCCCGAGGGAAACCUGAACUAUACAACCCGCAAGCCAAUUCCUCCAUCAACCUCAGAAUUAUCAGCGGAAUCAACCACACCGCGAGGUCUUCCCACAGAGCCCUAUUCCCCAGAACCUAGUGCAGAUAUGCCUGAGAUUCAUGUCCAGUCACCACCGCCUGCACCGGGUGUGUCUUCGCCCCCGACUCGGUCCAACACCACACGCUCCGUCUCCGCCAGUGACUCGCGGCGAGAUUGGGCAUCGGAGCGAUCGCCCCUUCAAAAGUUGGAAGUAACUUUGACUGGAAUUAGCAAGGAAGAGAAGCGGGCACGAGUACAACAGGCGGAAAUCAAAGCCCGAGAGCGACUUGCACGCAAGAAAGCUGAACAAGAGAAAGCCGAAUUGGUGGCAGCAGUGGCUCACGAAGCAUCAGCACAACGUGCGCAGCCAGAAAGCCAACCACCACCCAGCGCAGCCAGAAGGAAUGAGCGGAGAGAUAUUCCAAUUGGGGAUGGCAGGCGAAAUGGAAAUACGGCAGCACCACCACAAGAGCGACAAGCAGAAAGCACAGCUGUCCGUCGAAACAGGACCGUUUCAACAAAUCCUCAAUAUCCAUCUAUCCGCCAACCCGAGGACCCUCAAUAUACACGUGCAGAAGCCGUCAUCCCAUCAUCAGCUAAGAUAGGCAAUGUGCCUAGACGAUCAGUCACAGUGAGCGGACCUGCCGCGAAACCCGCACCUGCCAACAAUAUCGGCCACAGUCGCUCGAUGUCUCAAGCAGGUCCUCGACCUGUGCAGGCUGCUGGUGCCCUAAGAGCGGAGACAACAGACGAACUUUUAACAGCACCCCGUGCGCCUCAGGAUAGUGUCGAAUCGCAGACCAAGCCCAAGAAACAGUCUGUCUCUUUCAAUGUUCCACCGCCUACGCCCCCUCCGAUCUUUGAGUGGAGGAACGCACAGCCUGCUCGGCUUGCGGCCCCUGAUUUCGACUUCCAGAAUUUUGAUAUGGAGCGCAGCAAAGCGUGGUGGGAAGGUGGUGGUAACAAAGAUCGCAGAAAGAGCAGGGCCCUUCCUAAAAACUACAAGUCUCCUGCUCAGAAGUUGACAGGAAUGACUGACCACAAGAACUUCCAACCCAACCUCUUCUUGCGAUGUGGACCUUUACUGCGAUACACAGGUAUCAAACGAGUUAAGGUUGAUGGAGCCAGCGGCCCCAUUGACAAAGAUAUAUGGCGAGGGUCUAUCAUGAUAGUGACUAAAGAUUCUCGCUCCUCCUACGACACUCCACCUACACUGAGACUAUUCUCUCAACCGAUGGAUCUUCUUCCUCCUCCACCCGUGGAGAUCAGCCAUGAAGAUGGAAUGCAACUGGCUCCCGAAUAUGUCGACCCAACAGCCGGGCUCAUGAAAGUUGGCCGUGAUGGGCGGCCCCUUUACGUGAAGCCAGUUGAACAUGUCGAGGAGCAAGUCGACCUAUCGUUUGUCGAGAACGACGAUGGUAUCUACGAGCUCUCACCUAGCAUGAUCGACUAUACCAGCGAAGGCGUCAAACAGCCUAUGCCUUCCAACCGAAUGCAUGCCGUCGACGGUGAGACAGCGAGUUUGCACCGAGACAUCCCAGGAGCCCGCCUGUACGCGGAUGCCGCAAGAGAUGUAACAUUCUGGCGAUUCAACCUAGAGGUUGAACUCAGCACAACGCAACAGCGAAUCGCCUAUCGGAUCAACCAGGGACCCGCCUUGGGAUUCUGGGUCCCUCCGGCUGGAGAAUCCAUGAACAUAAUGUUCCACAGUGGUAACGGGUUCAGCCCCUCUGCGGACUCUGAUAAAGUCUGUGGGCCCGACCCGCUUUGGCGAGAUAUUCUUAAUGAGCAUCAGACUCGUCCGUUCCAUGUGAUGAUCGGUGGAGGCGAUCAAAUCUUCAACGACUCGGGUAUCACAGAGUCGGCGUUCUUCCAAGAAUGGAUUAAGAUUAAAAACGCUGCCGAGAGAUAUGGGGCGUCAUUCACACCCGAAUUCCGGGCUGAGUUGGAGCAGUUCUACCUCGAGCGCUAUGCUGCAUGGUUCUCCCAGGGCCUCUUCUCGCUGGCGAACUCUCAGAUUCCCAUGGUCAACAUGUGGAACGAUCAUGAAAUCUUUGAAGGCUUUGGUUCUUACCAUGAUGAUUUCAUGCAAACCGCUGUUAUCUCUGGAAUUGGAAAAAUUGCUUUCAAGUAUUACCUGCUGUUCCAGCACCACAGUGUCCCCGAUGAAACCGAGACAGAUGAACCCAGCUGGCUUCUUGGUGCUCAUCCUGGUCCAUAUAUUGAGCAGAAGAGCCGAAACCUGUUCAUGUCUCUUGGCCAAGGGGUUUCAUUCUUGGGUCUUGACUGCCGCACUGAACGACGGAGCAAUGAGGUUCUCAGCGAGGAGACCUGUGAUUUAUUGUGGGACCGCUGCCACAAGGAGAUCAUGAAGGGAGAAACAAAGCAUUUGAUCGUUCUUUCAAGUGUCCCUGUUGCUUACCCCCGAGUGGCAAUGCUCCGUAAUUUCAUGAACAGCCGCAAGUCCCUCGGCAAGGCUGGAGUACUUGGUGGGUUUGUAAAUCGAUCUGGCGGAAACGUGGAGGUCUUUGAUGACCACUGGGCCGGCAAGCACCUCAAGUCGGAGCGUACAUGGUUGGUUGAGGAUCUUCAGGAUCUGGCCGCAGAGAAGUCGGUCCGGAUCACAAUACUCAGUGGUGAUGUCCAUCUCGCUGCAAUUGGGCAGUUCUAUUCGAACCCCAAAUUGGGUAUUGCCAAAGAUCAGGAUUAUCGAUACAUGCCGAAUGUCAUCUCGUCUGCUAUUGCAGACAUUCCGGAGACCGAUCUCAUUGCGGACAUGCUCAACAAGCGGAAUACAGUCCACCAUAUGGACUCCAACACAGACGAGGAUGUCGUCCCCAUCUUUGUUCAAGAUGUGAAUGGCAAGGCCCGAAACAACAGACGAUUACUACCUCGGCGAAACUGGUGUUCGAUCCGUGGGUAUAAGCCUGGCUCCACUCCACUUGAUACACCCGAGUCGGAGAUAAUAGAGACCCCACCACCUCGGCCAAAUAAGCUGCAGCGAACAUUGUCGCUGGGUCGUGGAGACAAGGGGUCUACCGAGAAGCCUGGUAUUCUCAGGCGCCUUUCCACCCGUGGACCACCUCCUACAAGGACCAUGAGUUUCAAUCGAGGCGACGAGGCUGCUUUCAAUCGACGUGCAAGUGUUGAUGGGCCCGCUCAGCCCCACGAGAACGGGGACAGCUAUUUCCCAGGGGCCGGGGCACCUCCACGACCCGGUAACUUCCACCGGCGACCAACGAAUCUCAGCCAAAAAGCGGCAAAGAAAGCCGCUGAGCAGGGCGAUGACGGCGCAGGCGCCUACAUCAACCUCGAAGGCGGGCUCGCCAUCACGUUGAACCUAGAGAUCAGCCCACAAGACCCAUCGGGUGUCACCACACCCUACAAACUGCUCGUUCCGGCACUGCACUACAAUGGAACCGAGUAUGACCCGCCCCCAGCGCAGAUUGUCAAGGGCUGGAGAAAGUUCCUACCCCGCCGCAAAAAGAACGACGGGGAAGCAGAUGCACACCCUGAAGCAGAAGAAGAUUACAGCGAUGACGACGAACAAGACGAUUACGAGGACCACGACCUUAUCAAUAAUACCCGCGCAAACGCCGCCACUAGUCAACAACAUCAACCACAGUACGAGGGAUAUCCUGGGAGUGAAGAGGAGGAUGGAGAUUCGGAGGACGAGGCCCCUCAACGUCUACCAAAGCAUAUGAUGGCUGAACACUCCUCCAGUCCUGAGGAGCAUAGCCGUCCACGGAAGAAGUGGUUCGGCGUAAUCUAAUGUACUAUAUUGACAUCAUUGUGUCAUUGAAGUUGGCUGUGAUAUUUGCUUUUUGCGAUUUGAUGAUUUGUAUGGAUUUUUAUGACUUGAGUAUGAUAGUGUUUUGUGUUUGAUAUAUGAUUCCCCUAAAUCCAGCGAGGUUCAAACUGACAUGUGAAGUUCAUCCUAUCAAGAUCUCUCAAGUAAAUCCGAAGUAUACAAACAAGAAUAGUCGGCCCCCUAUGCGGCUUCGUGAUGUCUUUUUGGUAGUCUUUUUAGAUGUCUUUUUGGUAUAUAGUUUCUUCCUCAUUGGUGUUGUAGCUAGAGUAUAGGCGGCAAAAAACGGCUUAAA
Penicillium samsonianum is the source of this 4399-nucleotide messenger RNA. RefSeq lists its product as uncharacterized. Lineage: Eukaryota; Fungi; Ascomycota; Eurotiomycetes; Eurotiales; Aspergillaceae. Bases 1 to 4068 code for a protein of 1355 amino acids. The record is from RefSeq and is a predicted model, not a curated record. The transcript has 5 exons. Gene Ontology annotation, cellular component: membrane.